Psylliodes chrysocephalus is the source of this 915-nucleotide messenger RNA. Lineage: Eukaryota; Metazoa; Arthropoda; Insecta; Coleoptera; Chrysomelidae. The record is from the annotation of a GenBank genome assembly.
AUGGUGUCCUGCCCUAUCUGUGUCUCUGCAGUUCUCGUAGAUAACAGCUGCGCCAUCCAUCUGGAUGUGGUGUUAUCUACUCCUCUGUAUGCAAGUGCUCUUUUUACAGAUUCGUGUGGCGUGUUGUCAAAAGCUCCUUCUAUGUCUAGGAAGGCACACACACGACCGUUUCUUUGUUUGUCAGUGCAUCCUGGAUUACAUCAGUCAACUCUACCAGGGCAUAAGUCUUAUGUAUUUCGAUACGCUGAAUACUGCGGUCAUUUGAGAACAAACAGCGGCAACAGAAAUACACAUUUCAACUGCCUACCUAUCACGGAUCAUGAAAAACACCCCGCUGACAGACAGACUGACAGACAGCGGAAACUUAGGGGCAUAGACUUGACGAACCGCCACUGGUGGCUGAUCGGUACGGUCCUGCUGUUAGCUGCAGCUGCGGGAGUCGGCGUCCCUAUAGCCUUAAAGAUUAGCUCAAGUGCCUCCUUUGAAGAACGUCUCGAAUUCGCUACUAGGUUACUUCAAGAAGUGCCUCUAAUAGAUGGACAUAACGAUCUUCCGUGGAAUAUAAGAAAAUUCCUACACAACAAACUGAAAAACUUCAAAUUUAAUGAAGACUUGAGGAACGUGUCACCGUGGUCAACAAGUGCGUGGAGUCACACGGACUUAACGAGGUUAGAACAGGGCCAUGUUGCAGCGCAGGAAACUAUGGUUCCACAACAAAAUGAAAAUGUAGAAGAGAAUGACGAUAAACAAAUGAACACCGACACAUCAACUAAAGAAACUGCAGAUAAACAAAAAAUGAAGCGAAAUCCCAAAAAACAAAACAGGCAAAUACUUCUUGAAGCUACGAAAACUUAUGAAAAUGCCCAAAAAAUAUCAUCUCAUGUAAAAAAAGCAAAAUCAGUAGGCAUCUGGUAA